Molecule: messenger RNA, 578 nt
Organism: Mercurialis annua (annual mercury)
Lineage: Eukaryota; Viridiplantae; Streptophyta; Magnoliopsida; Malpighiales; Euphorbiaceae
Exons: 1
Coding region: 69-578 (169 amino acids)
Source: RefSeq, a predicted model, not a curated record
UAGAGAUAAAAAGAAUUAAAAUACUAGAGGAGAGCCGGUCUCAAAAAAAUCCCAAUGAAGAGAUACGGAUGGGUAUUUGCAGCUCUUGUCAACCAAAAACAUCACUAGCCCUUAAUACCGCAAAACUUAUCCUUGAACAUGGCAGACUCCAAGAAUUUUCAUCCCCAGUUAGGGUUUCACAUAUAUUGAGACGAAACCCUAAUUUUUUCAUCUGCAACGCAAAUGAUUUAGCCUUUAAUGAUCAUGUUUUAGCCAUUAAUGAAGAUGAAGAGCUUGAAUUAGGUCACCUUUAUUUUGAACUGCCAUUAAAUUGGCUGGAUUCUCCUAUUACUGCUCAAGAAAUUGCUGCCUUGGCUGUCAAGGCAAGUCUGGCUAUAAAGAUUGACGAUGAUGAUCGCGACGGUAGAUAUAGGUGCUGUUGGAUUGGUUUCAAGAAAGAUACUGAGUGUAGCCCGUUGGUGACGUCCGUCGGCAGCUCCCGCGGCUGUGGUGGAGGAAUUGUGGGUGGGAGGAGGAGGAGUGGUGGUGGAGAAGAUGGGAAAUAUAGUAAUAAGUUAAGUGUUAUUUUAGAAGAAUAA